This is a messenger RNA of Kickxella alabastrina, 2565 nucleotides long. RefSeq lists its product as uncharacterized. The record is from RefSeq and is a predicted model, not a curated record. Gene Ontology annotation, cellular component: nucleus; HULC complex. The coding region runs from base 1 to 2565 and encodes 854 amino acids. NCBI's taxonomy places the organism in Eukaryota, Fungi, Kickxellomycota, Kickxellomycetes, Kickxellales, Kickxellaceae. The transcript is spliced from 2 exons. Gene Ontology annotation, molecular function: metal ion binding; ubiquitin protein ligase activity.
AUGUCUGCUGACUUUGACCAGAACGCCGCCAUGCUUGAUUUGGAUUCAAUCCGCGAGUUUCAAAAGGAAGCCAUCUGGCGGCAGAUGCAAGAGUACAAGCGCGACGCCACCCGGGCGCAAAGGCGAACUGUCGAUCUUGAGCGCCGGCAGCGUCACUGGGUCGAGCAUAUUGGCAGCGUAUGUGAGAUCUGGGACAAGGCGGUGCAUGAGCUCGAUGUCAUUGUCAACGGCUCUGAUCUCGCCGCCUCAGCCUCGCAAACGCCCUCUGCUGCCAGCCAGCAAGAAUCGUGGCUUAAUAUUCUAUUGCCAACUAGACUCCCAUCAGACUAUAAGCAGUCGACCGACGGCACAUCCAACGACAACGCAAAUACAAGCGACGCAAUUCAGGAAACCACCAGUGCCGUAUCGAGCCUCGGGCGUUUUAACGCAUCAGUGGCCAAUGUCCUUAAGCAAUUGCAAAACAAGGGCAACGACUCAUCUUCCAUCGACUGGACAUCGGCCGUUGACCGCUUGGCCCGAAUGCGCGCGUCCCAGAGCGAGGUCGACGACUUGAAGUCCCAGGUUGCCCUGAUGUCGAGGCAGCUGUCGGAGGAGCGCGACCUAUUGGAGCUGCGGGAGAGUGAGCUUCGGCGCGCGCUCAAGCGGCUGGAUCGCAGCGUGUGCCUGACCGUGCGCUCCCCCAACGACCCCCCUUUGCCCGCCACUAACGCAGAGCCACAGGCUUCAAUCACAUCGUCUCUGGGGAGCAAGAUCAGCGCGCAGUCAGAGGACGAUAAACAGACUGCCAGCUCCGCGCCUGCGUCCGAUGCCACCAACGCAACGUCGGCCACUAACGGCUCCGCGCUUGCGUCAAACUUGCAGGUGCAGCAGGAUAAGGCCGACUACAAGAUGCUCGCCGAGCGCCGUUUGGCAGAGAUCGAGGCCAAGGUUCGAGAGAACACGGUGCUGAUUUCGCAGGUCGACGCUCUCAAGCUCCAAAUUGCCUCGGUGCCUGACCACAUUGUCGCCGAGACCAUCUUUUACAAGCAAACCCAGUCUAGCCGCGAUUACUACAGCGCUCAGGGGCAGCGGCUGCAGGCCGAGGUUGAGCGCCUUUUCGCAGAGAUUGCCGAGCUAAAGUCAUCGCGGACUGAGUUUGAGGAGAGCAUACUGACAGAGUCCACGUCUCAGCGGCAGUCCCUGGAGGCCGAGAUGCAGAGGUUGCAGAACGACCUUGUGCGGGUGCGGCACCACCGCGAUCAGAUACAGCGCGAGCUUGAGGAACGGCGGGCACAGGACUCGGUGGAGGACCAGAAGAGCUCUGAGCUCAAGCUCUUGUCCGACGUGCGGCGCGGACGUAUGAACGCGCUGAUUUCUGAGAACAAGCGCCUUUUGGCGUACGUUUCUGUGCUAAAGGGCGAUCGCGCAGCCUUCGAGGCGUACACUGAGGAGGACCUCAGCAAAACCACAGCCGUAGUCGACGAGUUGAGUGCCAAGAUGGAUCAGAUCGUGCGCCGCGAGAACAAGCUUGCCGCUCAACUCGAAGCGCUCACAGUUAGCAGCGCAAGCGCCACCGAUGAUAAGACAGACGCCGUAUUUUCGACGCAGGCUACUGCCAGCUCUAAAUACACCGAGCACUUUGUUGACAAGCUGCAGUGCUUGCAGCAGGAGACCGCGGCGCUACAGGCGCGCGUGCGCAAGUAUGAGGAAAUUUUGGGCGGCGUCUUUGUCGACGAAAAGGGCGCGAUCAUUGAGAGUGCAGCGCUGUCUAGAGGCGAAAAACUCGCAGCCAAGCAAAAGAUGAUCGACGACCUAGCCCUCGAGCGUGACAGCCUUCUCAAGACAUCUGAGAUGAUGGAGCGCGAGCUGCAGACGAUCUGCGAAUCCUUUGCGAAGCUCGAAGAGCAGAAUACAAGCAAAGUGUGGGAUCUCAGCCUCAAGGAGCAGGCCAUCGCGCGUGUCGUUGCUGAAAAGUGCAAGUACGAGGAGAAGUUCAUUGGGCUCAACAAGGACCGCGAGUCCCAGCGGCUGGCCAACCAAGCAUUGCGCCACCAGAACACCAAGCAGCUCGAGCACAUCAAGGCGAUUGAAGAGCGUGACCGUAUGAUGAGCCACCAGAUGUCACUCAUGGGUAAUGAGGCUCAGCAGGCGACAUCGGCAUGGCAGGCGACGCAGACCAAACUCCAGGAGGCGCAGCAUCGGACGCAGGAACUCGAGGAGCAGGCUAAGGCCCUGGAGGAGCGUGCGCGCAUUGCCACUGCGGCGCUAGGCGAGCGCACCGAGGCUCUGGCGGCUGUUGAGCACGAGAAAAACCGCGCGCAGGAGGCCCUGGAACUGGCUAACCGCCGGGUCAGCGAAGCUGAAAAGGUCACUGACCAGACAGGAAUGGCAAAGCUGUGCGCGGACUACAAGGCCUUGCUCAAAUGCCCGACGUGCCAGACGAACUUUAAAUCACACGCGCUUCUUCGCUGCAUGCAUGUUUUUUGCAAGCAGUGUAUAGACUCGCGUAUCGAAACUCGGCAGCGCAAAUGUCCGUCGUGUAGCGAGCCGUUUGGGGCCAAGGAUGUGCGCCAGAUUUACCUUUAG